Molecule: messenger RNA, 1197 nt
Organism: Gossypium raimondii (Peruvian cotton)
Lineage: Eukaryota; Viridiplantae; Streptophyta; Magnoliopsida; Malvales; Malvaceae
Product: reticulon-like protein B11
Exons: 6
Coding region: 102-731 (209 amino acids)
Source: RefSeq, a predicted model, not a curated record
AAGAAGGCGUAGGUGAACAAGAAGAGAAAAUAAAAAGCCCAUUUUGGUUCCAAAGUCUGUCGAAAUCAAAUUGCGGAAGAGACGAAAACAGCCAUCGCCCCAUGGCCAUGGGAGAUUCCGUCCCUACUCCUCGCAUAUCAGUUCAUCAAGCUUUUGGCGGCGGCUUAGUUGCUGAUGUGCUGUUAUGGAGAAAAUGGUGUGGGGGAGUUGUGAUGCUAGCCUCAGCAACCACGUUUUGGUGCCUCUUUGAAUUAGCUGGUUAUAGUAUCUUGUCUUUCGUGGCCAAUGUAUUGUUACUCCUUGUUGUUAUUCUCUUCUUCUGGGCCAAAUCUGCUUCACUUCUCAACAGACCUUUGCCGCCACUUCCUAAUUUGGAGAUCUCUGAGAGGACUGCUGGGAAGAUUGCUGAUGAGUUACAAGUGUGGGUCAAUAUUGCAUUGUCGAUUGCGCAUGACAUUACCCUUGGCAGAAAUUUGAAACUUCUUUUGAAGGUUGGUGUUGCCUUGUGGUUUGUUUCUUUCAUUGGUAGUUUCUUUAGCUUCCUCACUGUGAUCUAUAUUGGGGUUAUUCUUAGUCUAUCAGUUCCCGUGUUAUAUGAUAAGUAUCAACACCACAUUGAUGAAAAGCUUUCUGUAACAAACAAAAUCAUACAGACGCAGUACAGGAAAAUCGAUGAAACAGUAUUAAGGAAGCUUCCAUUGCCCUCUAAGAAAGAAAAGAAGAUGCAGUAGGGUAUUCAGGUGAAAUGUGACCAGGGGCUUAGAAUUUGGUUUUCAAGAUGUGAAGCUAUUGAUUCAACUAUUUGAGUUAGCAAAUCAUUGGGAGCAGGGAUAACCUUGAUAAGUUUUUUUACUUUCAGGAGAAGAUUCAACCAUAUAUUACUUUUCCCCUUGUGGGGAUCUCUAUAUUCUUGAUUAAGUCUUUGGCCUGCAGUUUAUACAUUUAUGAUUUUCUUUCUAUAUGAGCUUUUUAUCAUCCCUGUCUGAAAGGAGAUGUAGAGUACUAGUGUGGUGCUUUUUUUUUUUACUAGGAGAGAACUAUUUAUGUAAUAGACGUAUACAGGAAUCUGUAUCAUCCUAAAUUCCAAAGUUUGUCGUUUUUGUAUUGCAUGAUAAACCCCUGCGUUUUUGGGUGAAUUUCCAGGGCUGAUGGUAUAUUCAUUUGUUUUCAUACAAUAAGAAAUUGGUUUCAGGUAAA